Messenger RNA from Serendipita indica DSM 11827, 1326 nucleotides. The record is from the annotation of a GenBank genome assembly. NCBI's taxonomy places the organism in Eukaryota, Fungi, Basidiomycota, Agaricomycetes, Sebacinales, Serendipitaceae.
AUGAAGAAAGGUUCUCGUUUAGGCUCGUCACAUCCUCCUGAUUACAAGUAUGACAACGUUCGGCAGUCAGUCUCCCCGCCGCCAUACCAUUUGCACGAACUCAAGUCGCACACUGGUGAUAUUACAUUUAUCGACCCAUGGCACUCUGAAACGAAGCAAACACCCAUCGACGACAGGAUAGACCCUGCGACUUACAUCCCGCAUUCAACACCGCGCUAUAGGAGAAGUAUCGAUCUGGAUGGGAGUCUACCACUACCGUAUACCCCUAGAAGGAGUACUUGGCGCCGCCUGUCUGUUGGAUUUCAAAGUUUUGUUCGCUCCGAGCCUUUCUGGCUCGCCCUCUACUUUCUCUUCAAUCUCGGAUUGACGUUGUACAACAAGAUUAUACUGGUCACCUUCCCAUUCCCCUACACCCUUACGUCUAUUCACGCUCUAUGUGGGUCCGUGGGGUGUUAUAUCCUCCAAGAGAACGGAUUCUAUAUUCCGGCAAGACUUACCGCAAGGCAAAACAUUAGCUUGCUCAGCUUUAGCGUACUGUACACUGUCAAUAUCGCCGUCUCGAAUCUAUCUCUCCAGUUGGUCACCGUUCCAUUUCAUCAAGUUGUACGAGCCGCCUCUCCGUUCUUUACCAUCGUCCUCGCCUACUUCCUCACUGGCUCCGCCAUCUCCCUCCGUAAACUCUUCUCGCUCAUCCCAGUCGUUGCAGGUGUUGGGUUCACCACAUAUGGUGACUACUACUUUACGUGGUGGGGGCUAGUCCUCACUCUCUUCGGGACGCUGCUCGCAUCACUCAAGACCACCGUCACCAAUAUGCUCCAAUCAGGAACGCGAAUCAAACGCCGCUCGACCGUUGAGCGUUUCUCAUCACAGCCAGAGCUCCUGAGAGAACAAGGCCUCCAACUUCACCCACUCGACCUACUCGGAAGAAUGUGCCCACUCGCAUUCAUUCAGUGUAUCCUCUAUGGCUGGAUUACUGGUGAAUUAGAGAAUGUGACACAGUUUGGCGCGAUCCAGAUGGACUCGAGACGGAUGAUGGCACUCUGGGUGAAUGGAGUGAUUGCGUUUGGACUCAACGUCGUCAGCUUUACCGCGAACAAAAAGUCAGGACCGUUGGCCAUCUCAGUCGCCGCCAACGUAAAGCAAGUUCUGACCAUGCUCCUCGCCGUCUCCAUCUUUGACUUGAUCAUCACCCCAAUGAAUAUGGUUGGAAUUGUGCUCACGUUGGCUGGAGGUGCAUGGUAUGCCGUCGUAGAGUACCAGGAGAAACAGAAGCGUAGUUCUCUCGCCAUUUUUACCUCACUGAGACCACACGGCAGAACAGAGUGA